UGCUGCGUGGAUUGCGAAUACUUUUUUAUGCAAUAAAGUGUAAAAUUAAAUGAAAAACAUGUUUUCGCAAAUGGAAGCAGUUAAAACAGCCAUUAAUUCAUCUUUGAAGCUUAUUCGUUUGUACGACUGGCUUCUGGAUUUAUAUGUAUUGGACUUCUUCGUUGACGACCAUUGGUCUAAACUCCCUGCGUCUUGGCGCGAAAGUUUGCGGAACAUAGACACAGAAUAUUUGGGAAUGAUUUUAUCAGGCGAACAUCCUAACCAUAUCCUUCCACUAUCGUUACUUGCCUUGGUUAGCGCUGUGAAAGCUUUAAGCUUACCACGAGAUAAUCUGAAAAAAUAUAAAAUUGAAUCAUUAAGCUGUAUGGACAAGGAUUCCUGUGCUGGACAUCCAAGAUUGAAGAAUCUAUUUCUAAAACAUGUAAAAUUAAAAAAGAGACAUGAAAUUUCUUUAAUGGCAGAGGUAGUAAACCAUACAGCCUUAGCAAGUAAAUGUGAAGCUGUGAUCGAUUUCGGAUCAGGAGUGGGUCAUCUUGUUAGAGUGCUAGCAUACAAAAAUGGUCUAUAUGCUGCCGGAAUUGAGUGCCAGAAUCAGUUAACAGAGGAUGCUAGAAAACUAGACCAUGAACUUGAGUAUACAGCCAGUAAGCACCUUUCUAAAGGAGCUAUGUCGAAACUAAGGCGACCUACUCACUUUAAUGUCACUCUAUCAACUACUAACCAGUUGGACCAUUUAUCUUUACCAGAAUCUAUGAAAAGCUACGGCUUAAUAGGCCUUCAUCCUUGUGGGGAUCUAGGCCCAUUAUUGCUUAGGCAUUUUCUAAAUUCUGACAAGGUAAAGUUUAUAAGUGUAGUUGGAUGUUGUUUCAUGAAACUGACAAAUGCAGGGUACCCAAUGAGUGAUUAUUUGAGAAGUUUGGAGUUUAAUUUGUCUUAUGCAAGUACAGAGAUAUCUUGCCAUGCUAUAGAGGUCUAUUGUGAUAGGCUGAAGAAGGGAACUUAUGAGGAUUUGAAGGUACAUGCAUACAGGGCAGCUUUAGAAAGAUUACUAGUUGAUCAUGAUCCCAAGCUGAAACAUGUACAAGUUAGGAGUAUAAAGCAUUCUAACAAUCUUAAUUUUAGGAAAUACUGUGAGCUUGCCCUAGAGAGACUUGGUAUCCCUCUACCAACAUCCCCCCAUAUCUGGGCAAAGGGGGAGGAAGACCUGGCGCAAUGGCAACGUGUGGUCACCGUCUACUCGCUGAGACUGGCGUUAGCUCCGUUGGUGGAGACUGUUAUAUUGCUUGACAGAGUACUGUGCGUUUUGGAGCAUGGUCUAUCGUGCGAGAUUCGUCCUGUAUUCGACCCGAAGAUAUCUCCACGGAAUCACAUUAUAGUGGCUCGAAGAUAACAACGCAACACUGACUACUUGACUUCUAUACAUCUGUUAUAAGUAUAGGAACAUUCAAUAGCAUUUGAUCGCUAUAUUAUAACGCCACCUUAUAGCUAAAACCACGCAAGCGACUUUUAAAAAAUGACAUUCUGUUGCGAUUUUUGUUAACAGAACCUCGUAAUAAACAAACUAGUUCCAAUUGGUUACUUGACAGUUUUCCGGAUAAGUAUUUUAAAAAUUACAAUCGCUUAUUUCAUACCUCUUAAAAUAUUGUAUUUUCUCGAAAAAUAAUCUCAAAUUUCGCGGGAAAACGAUCGGUCGCGUGACAUUUUGCCCAGUGACGUCACAAUUCAAUAAACAAAGAAACUGUCAAACUACGCGCCACUUUCAGUGACUUGACAUCUGACAGAUAGCUUUUGUUUAUUUUGUGAAACGUGACGUCACACGAAGCUCAAUCAUGGCCGCCCGUGUUCCGGGUCUUGUAAUACACAGAUAAAAAUCGCAUUGUUAUCUUGUAAAAAUAUUUAAAAAUUAUGUUAAUAAAAAAGCUAUUGGUAAAUGUUAAAGUACCAUAUCCGACAUAUUUCAUAUUUUAUUGUUAGAACUGUCAAGUAGGCAAAAGUUUGUGAUGUAAAUUUUUAUCUUUCUUCAAAUGUCAUUCUUCAAAAAGGCGCUUACGUACUUUUCACUAUAAGGCGAUAUAAUAUUGAUGAGUUUAGUUUUAUGCGAUGGAAAUAAAGAAACAUUUGUAUAUUUCAAAGAAUGAUAUUAUGUAAAAGAUUCUUUGGCCAAUGCCAAAGAUGACAAUUCAUUGCUAUUAGAAAACUGUAAAAGUCAGUGAUUAGGUAGUCGAUUUAAAACAAAUAGAAAUAGGGUAGUUUCCAACGACUACUAAAUGUCAAAACACGAAAUGACUGUGGAAUUUGUAUGACUUUUUACUUUAUUAAAAUUCAUAAAUAAGUUGAAUAGAAAAAAAAGAAAACUUUUUUGUCACCUUUAGAUCUGUCUUUAUUUAGUCAGAAUUUCAUGAUUUAUUUUUGACCUAGGAAACUGCCCACUUCUUGCUAUAGGCAUACUUUGCAUUGUUCUACUAUCUAUUCAUAUAUUAGUAUAUGUAUCUAUCUAUCUUAGUAUACGGAUAAGUAUGGACUCAAUGGUCCCGAUUCCUGCAGACACGUCCGACUUUUAUUUUAAAUUAUACCCGUCAUUUUCCUAUCCUCCAAAAAGAAAAGGGACGGAUGAUUGACACUGUUAAUUUUAAAUUGAAUUUAAAGAAUGAAUAAAUAAUAACCCGGGCGAAUAAAAUAGGCGUACCGCUGAUAUUCAACCUGUUUGACAUGUGCAGUCAACUUAAUUCUGUCGGGUUAUUGGCCAAUAUACAAUUUUGGGAGCUUUUUUUUUUUAAUUUCUGCCUUAAAUUGACGUGGGUUCCAUAAAUUUUAUGCCUGUCGAUUGCCCGUCUCUUUCCUUUUCGGCGCGGAUAAGAAAAUUACAGGUAUAACUUAAAAUUAGAUCGUAUGUAGGAAUCAACACAAUUAUGUUUACAAACUAUUAGUUUAUUUUACAUGUAAAACUAAUUUUGUGCUUAGUGCUCUAUUUUUUAUCUUCAGGUACGUACCUAAGUCGGAUUAUAAUGCCUUUUAUAAUUAAAUGAUAUUUUGUUAAA
Molecule: messenger RNA, 3038 nt
Organism: Pectinophora gossypiella (pink bollworm)
Lineage: Eukaryota; Metazoa; Arthropoda; Insecta; Lepidoptera; Gelechiidae
Product: methyltransferase-like protein 25B
Exons: 6
Coding region: 50-1390 (446 amino acids)
Source: RefSeq, a predicted model, not a curated record